This is a messenger RNA of Syngnathus acus (greater pipefish), 4804 nucleotides long. Its product is annotated as formin-2. Gene Ontology annotation, cellular component: cytoplasm; actin filament; nucleus. Gene Ontology annotation, molecular function: microtubule binding. The coding region runs from base 33 to 4115 and encodes 1360 amino acids. Gene Ontology annotation, biological process: actin nucleation; intracellular transport. The record is from RefSeq and is a predicted model, not a curated record. Lineage: Eukaryota; Metazoa; Chordata; Actinopteri; Syngnathiformes; Syngnathidae. The transcript has 17 exons.
CCUCCCCCGAGGGCGACGCCUCAGUGGCUACCAUGGAGACGAUUAACACUGUGGAGAACCAAGUGCCUUUUCUCAAAGAGAGUUUCUUCACCAGCACCUUCAAAGAGAAGCGCAAGAGCAGCGCAACCGGCGUCCUACGCCGACAGCAGCAGUCUUUCGGAGCUCAGCAGCAAAUUUCCGGUCUUCCCGAGCAUCUCAACGCGUUACCCUCUGAGCAGCGGCGCUUUCGCUCCAACAGCAGCCCGUUAUGCAACAGACCUGAAUGGAGGGGAGCAGAUGGGGGGAGAAAGGAGGGGCAGUGGGAGAGGAAGGAUCAGAGCGCCCUGUCUGGAAGGGGGGGCGAGCGAGGGAUGAGUGUCGGUGGCGGCGAGCCCGUGGCCGUCACCGCCAGUCUCCGCCUCCUCUCGUCGUCAUCGGCAGCAGCAUCCUCACGGCUGCCUCAGAGUGCAUUGCGUAAGCAGGCGGGAUUUGGCGUAGGAACCCGCGAGGACCCCCGGCCGCAUGCCGGCUCUCGACCCCAGCAGCACGGCUUCUUAGCCAGGGGGGUCCGCCUGCUCCGCAGCAUGGGCAACCAGGAGGCCAAGCAGAAGAAGGCGGGCAAUGGCGCGGGAGGCAAGGAUGGAGAGGCCGGAGAGAGUGAAAUGGAGAAGAAAUCCAAAAAGUCCAACAAGACCAGCAAAGGGGAACAAAGUGAGAAGAAGAAAUCUAAGUCGGAUUCCAAGGUGUCAGUGUUCUCCGGGAUGAAGAUCAGGAAGACUUCCAAGGCCAAGGGAUUGUCCAAGGAUGACUUGCUGGAGGACGAAAGGUCGCUCCACGCAGCUCGUAAAGCCGGAAGGGAGGCCAGCCUGUCGGCCGAUGAGAUGGGCACGUUGUCGGAUUUUGAGGGCGACUUAAGCCGCUUGACGGCGGGCAGCCGGAAAUCCACCCUGGAUGAAUCGUGCCACAAAGCCGGCUCGGAAUCCGACGGGGACAUCUACAGUUUCCACUCGGCCACUGCUGACGCCGAGGAUCUUCUGUCGGAUAUCCAGCAAGCCAUCAUGGUCCAGCGUGAAGACUCCGCCGAAAAGCAUCAAGCUUCGAACGGCAAAUCCGAGAAUGAAAGCACGCUCAUGCCGAGAGAUUGGUCCGUGCCCGGCUCGUUGAGCGAGAGUGGACCGUCCUCUGCGCCGGACACGGAGAGGAGCAGUGGAAGCCUUUUCCCGAAGACCAAUAGCACCUUCAGCUUCCCAGAUUUAACCACCACCCCAUCCUCUUACGAGAGUGCCGAGGACGACCUGGAGAGCCCGGUUCCGCGCAGUCAAGAUAACCGGACUGCUCAGGGCAAUUUAGCAGGUGCGCCGUGUGUCCGGCUCGAACCUGCCGGCGUGACGGCGCCCGCGGGGGCUCACAAGAGCGCAAGCAGCACCGACUUAUCUUUUCAGCGAGGGGAGGAGGACCGCAACGCUGGCCGUGACUUCCUCUCCCUGAGGAAGAAGAGCAGCCUUUCCAUCAGCCUGCUGACGACCGAGACCCCUCCCAGGCCAACUUCCGCCAUCUCCCCGUCCACCGUCAAACUUUACCCUCCCGUGCACCCCUCCUACGUCAAGACCACCACCAGGCAGCUCAGCUCCCCCAUCGGCUCUCCACUCACCAGCCCCUGCGUGCCCAGAAGAACCGACUCGGGAGAGCCUGAAGAUCUCCAGGUCGUCAGGGGGCGCAAGCAGAGGUCCAGCUCCAUUGCGGGGCCCCUCGGGACAUCGGAGGACUGGGACGGCGCCGGAGAUGGAGCCGUCUUCUUGGAGCCGGAGCAAGUGGAGAAGGGAGCUAUGUACUGGACACUGGGCUCCAGGAGAGCCCAGUAUGGACACUCAAGGUCUUCCAGGGGGACGGCGUCCUACCUGGACAUCUUCUCUGGCCGCACUCUGCUGGACAGGCUGUGUAUGCACCAGGACGAGGGCUCAUCCGAGGAGCAGGCCCAGGAGAUGUGUCAGCGAAUGUUGACUCGGGGCCUACUGCACCUUUUCGGCGACAUCGGGGCGGAUCGCCCCAGCAACGCCAAGCCCGGAUUUAACGCGGAGCAACUGUACACCUGGGCCACCGUGGGGCUGCCGGUGUCGUCGCACUUGUGGGAGCUCUACGGCGGCAGAACACCAGCCAGAGUGCCAAGUUCCAAAGUAGCUUUGAAGGCCAAGUCAGCGGUGCCGUCUCACCCUCAGACCGAGCCCAGCAGGUUGAAGUCAGGUCAGUCGUCCUCCGAGGACGAAGGUGGCAUCAUAUCCCAGCUGGAGAAGACCAUCCUGGACCUUCGCGUGAAGAUGGCCGUGCUGCAGAGUCAGCAGGUUGCCUCAACAAAGGCCGGCGGGGAUGACGGCAGGGGCCGGGAGGCGUUUGUUCAGACCUCGCCGCCGGGAGACGGGCUAAAGUCGAACAUAAGCACCAGCCUCCCCAAACCCGAGGUGAGCUUUGUCUGCACGUGCCAGCAGAGACAGGAGAACAAGACGAUCCCGCCGCUGCCGCCUCCUCCACCUUUACCUGGACUUGGAUCUUGCCCGCCUCCACCGCCUUUACCUGGACUUGGAUCCUGUCCCCCGCCUCCUCCACCACCACCACCGCCACCUGGUUUUGGAGCUCCACCUCCGCCUCCUCCACCACCACCACCGCCACCUGGUUUUGGAGCUCCACCUCCUCCUCCGCCGCCGCCGCCUCCCGGAAUGGGCCCCCCUCCUCCGCCACCGCCCCCGAGCCUCGGCCCCCCACUCCCACCACCACCACCGGCGGGCCCCAGGAGCUCCACUGCGGUCCAGGAAGCUGCUCCUGCCAAGGCCGUGAUUGAGCCCCCCAAGCCAAUGAAACCCCUCUACUGGACGCGCAUUCAGCUGGACGCUAAGAAGCAGAGCGCUUCAUUAGUUUGGGAGAAAAUUCAAGAACCGACGGUGGACUUUGAAGAAUUUGUGGAUCUCUUCUCCAAAAGUGCUGUCAAAGAGAAGAAAAAGCCCAUUUCUGACACAAUCAGCAAGUCCAAAGCCAAGCAGGUAGUGAAGCUUUUGAGCAACAAGCGUUCUCAAGCUGUCGGUAUCCUGAUGUCCAGCAUCCACCUUGACAUGAAGGACAUCCAGAAUGCCGUCCUCAAUAUGGACAACACCGUGGUGGAUCUGGAGACCCUGCAAGCGCUUUAUGAGAACCGCGGCCAAAAUGAUGAGAUGGAGAGCAUCCGGAAACACGUGAAGUCGGCGCAAGACAAGGUGGACGCAAAGCCAUUGGACAAGCCCGAGCAGUUCCUCUUGCAGUUAUCGGAGAUCCCCAACUUCUCCGAAAGGGUCUUCUGCAUCCUUUUCCAGUCCACUUUUUAUGAAUGCAUCACCUCCAUUGCCCGCAAAAUGGAAAUUCUUCAAAGAACAUGCAAAUCUCUUCAGAGUGGCAAGUGUGUAUUGCAGGUUCUGGGUCUGGUUCUGGCGUUUGGUAACUUCAUGAAUGGAGGGAAUCGAACCCGCGGGCAGGCUGAUGGCUUCACCUUGGACAUUCUGCCCAAGCUGAAGGACGUCAAGAGCAGCGAUAACUCCCAGAGUCUUUUGUCCUACGUGGUUGCUUACUAUCUGAGGCACUUUGAUGAGAACGCCGGAAAAGAGACGUGCCCCUACCCUCUACCCGAGCCGCACGACCUCUUCCAGGCCUCCCAGAUGAGGUUUGAGGACUUUGACAAGGAUCUGCGCAAGUUACGGAGAGACCUGACCGCGUGCUCCAGAGAGAUGGAAAAAGUAUGCAAGCUGUCCUCUGAAGACAACCUCCAGCCCUUCAAGGACAAGAUGGACGCCUUUGUCAGCCAAGCCCAAACUGAGCUGGAGACACAGGAGAAACAACUGGCAGACACUCAAAAAACCUUCUUGGAGCUGAGCACGUCCUUCUCGGUCAAACCCAAAUCGGGAGAAAAGGAGGCGUCGCCCGGCACUCUUUUUGGACUUUGGCAUGAAUUUUCCACUGAUUUUAAAGAACAUUGGAAGAAGCAGAACAAGCUGAUGCUAAAGGAACGGUUGAAGAUGGCGGAAGAGUGUUUCAGACAGGCCAAGGAAAAAGCAUCGUACAACAUCAAACCCAAACAUGCAACUGGCAUCAAAGCGAAGCUGGGCCAGAAAAUGUAAAGCAGAGAACGGCAAUCACCCAGGCGACUGCGGUAGUACAAUCCGACGUGGCUCCUCAGUCAUUUUUACUCCAAAGCGUUCUUUUUUUACAAAUCAAUUUAAUACUGUUGUUUAUCGCACGUUGGCCUAUUUAAAGCGUAUCGAGAGUGGAAUGCUCAGCCCAUUUCUGGCAGCACUUAUUGAAUUAUUGCUUGCAAAAGACAAACUCAGGCCUCGGGGAUUAGAGCGGAGAGGCCAGAAAAUGCUCGCUGCAAAUUCGUAGCAACACUGUAUGCAUACGUUGGAUUUUGAAAGCCAUAUGUUUUUUUCUUUUAGUGCAAUAUCUCAGCCGACUUUACAAGCAAGCAGUUUUUCAACGUAGAUCAUUUUGACACGGUGCCUUAUCAUACACGAGUUGACAAAUGAGUGCUGGACAAGACGGAUUUUAGAGACGUAUCAUCUGUGAUUGAAUCUUUCUAUUCAGAAAACAUGACUUCACUUUUAUCCUGCUUCGUGUUGUGAUGUCAUCAAGCAAAAAUUGCUCACUUUUUUUAAUUCUUACCCAGCUCAUUUUCUUAUUGUCAUUCCUAUCAUACGUGCUAUCGGAGCAAGCGGAUCACAUGACAUGUUUAGGAUCCAACACCUUUGACCGUGAAAAAGAUCUAUAUAUACAUAUAUAUUUAUUGAAUAAAAUAAUUUACAUUAAUUUU